AUGGCAACAACAAAAGUAGCUGCCAGUCAGAAAAAGUUGGGCUUUGCAGAAAAUUUUGCUCUUAGUGGAGCAGCUGCCAUCAUUUCCAAGACUGCUGCGGCCCCAAUUGAGCGUGUGAAGCUUCUUGUUCAAAAUCAAGAUGAGAUGUUGAAGGCAGGUCGUCUUGACACUCCUUACAAGGGUGUCAUUGACUGCACAGCAAGGACAUACAGAGCAGAAGGUUUUUUGUCUUUCUGGAGAGGUGAGAGAGAACCUGCAGCCUUUCAUAGGAUGCCUAAUUUCAGUUUCUUUCAGAUAAACAUACCCUCUUAGCUGCAAAAUGUGAUAACUACAGCGCAGCUCAGAAAUUUGCGUGUACGUGUCUGUGUCUGAUUGUGCAUGCAUUUCUGACAUGACUGAUUAGUAUUUGUGAGUUAGCUUUUUGUCUACUUGUUAUUCUUAGCGGACUUCAAUUAAGUCAAUGGAUCUUAAACAAUGAAUUAAGAUGUGGGCAACUGAGGAACUGUAUACAAGUAAACAUAUGUUUAUCUACCUACAGCAUGACUCAAACAUUUGAACCAAAAAGGCCACUUCAUAGACGCCAAAUAAAUCUUGGGUUAUAAAGUUUUCAUAUCCGUUAUUAGUUCAAGCAUUUUGUUCUUUAAAACUGAAAUCAUGCUUACUCAAAUACUGGAAUUUUCCAUAUCUUAGUUUGUAUGAAUGUGGUUUUUUUUUUUUCAGGUAACCUUGCAAAUUGCAUUCGUUACUUCCCAACUCAAGCCUUGAACUUUGCUUUCAAGGAUCAGAUAAAAGCACUUUUCAAACCUAAGAAAAGUGACAGCUAUACCGUCAAGUUCAGCAAGAACAUCGCAUCUGGUGGUGCUGCUGGUGCUAUGUCACUGCUAUUUGUAUACUCACUGGAUUACUGCCGAACAAGGCUGGCCAAUGAUGCAAAGGCAGGCUCCAAGGGUGGUGAAAGGCAGUUUAAUGGUAUUGUUGAUGUUUACCGUAAGACCCUCAAGUCAGAUGGUAUCGCUGGUCUUUACAGAGGCUUUGUGAUCUCUUGUGUUGGUAUCAUUGUAUACCGUGGUUUCUACUUUGGUCUAUACGAUACCCUGAAACCCAUGCUGCUUGGUGAGGAUGCUGGUCUGAUCAUCUCCUUCAUGCUGGGCUAUGGAGUAACAGUAUCAGCUGGUCUAGCCUCCUAUCCCAUUGACACCAUCCGUCGACGAAUGAUGAUGACAUCAGGAGAAGCUGUUAAGUACAAGGGCUCUAUCGACUGUACUGUCCAGAUCCUCAAGAAUGAAGGCUUCAUGUCUUUGAUGAAGGGAGCAGGAGCAAAUGUCCUGCGUGGUAUGGCUGGCGCUGGUGUGCUUGCUGGUUUUGAUAAGUUCAAGGAGCUUUAUGUCAGUUUCCGUUUCAAGGAUGAAUAA
Messenger RNA from Porites evermanni, 1412 nucleotides. NCBI's taxonomy places the organism in Eukaryota, Metazoa, Cnidaria, Anthozoa, Scleractinia, Poritidae. The record is from the annotation of a GenBank genome assembly.